AGAGUUGGACGCCCUACCUUUGACCAUCUCGUCCAUCUGCUCAAACGGAACCCGAUAUUCCAAUCAACCAGCAAGAGACCACAGCGCCAAGUUCGAUAUCAACUGGCAUGCUUCCUCCUUCAGUAUGGCUCACGAGGUGCAGAUCCACUUCAAGCUGCACACAAACUCGCGAUUGGAUUUGGCACAGUAUUCUUGUACUGCCGGCGAGUAGUGCGGGAGCUGGGUGUACAGGUUGUUUCGUGGGGAGAUGAUGAGCGCCGCCGAGAGACAUCUGAGUAUAUCAUGGAUGUAUAUGGAUUUCCGGAUUGCAUUGGGAUGUUGGACAGGACACUUAUUCGCCUAACACAGAUGCCU
Suillus plorans is the source of this 354-nucleotide messenger RNA. RefSeq lists its product as uncharacterized. The annotation marks the transcript as partial. NCBI's taxonomy places the organism in Eukaryota, Fungi, Basidiomycota, Agaricomycetes, Boletales, Suillaceae. The record is from RefSeq and is a predicted model, not a curated record. The transcript has a single exon.